AUGAAAACCCUCUGCAUAGAAAACACCUUUCUCUAUGUGAAGCUGGCUUCCCUGCUCAGGAGAACAAAGGCGUCGUUUAUCACCGGGGCAGGCAUAUCUACCUCUGCAGGCAUUCCUGAUUUUAGGUCCUCCAACGGGCUGUUUAAAGAGAUAAAACAGACAUAUGGGUACACGGGAGAAGAUAUCUUCACGCACUCUGUGGUCCAUAGCAGCCCCGAAGCAAUGGACAUAUACAUAACACUAAUAACAAAACUAAAAGAGUCGCUUUCCAAAACUCUUCCAACGCCAACGCACAAAAUGCUCUCUCAUCUGCAGAGCAAGCACAAAAUAAAUAUUUACACACAGAACAUCGACGGGUUAGAGAGAAAAGCGGGGAUAAAAGAAGGAAUACACUACCUACACGGAAACAUGGACAGGCUAGUGUGCACGCACUGUCUGCACAGCACACCAUACACUCUGGAGCAUAACAAAAAAUUGAUAAAAGGCGUGCAAUGCCCGUCCUGCACGGAAAGAAGAGCAAAAAGAGAGGCAGAGCAGAAAAGAAAGUGUCCAGUGGGCAGCAUGAUGCCUGACAUUGUACUGUACGGAGGCCCGCACGACACCACAGAAACAGCAGAGUCUGUGCAGAGAGAAAAAGAUACAAGCUUGCUAAUUGUUAUGGGAACAAGUCUAAAGGUGUACGGAGUCAGAAAUUUGCUGAGAACCCUCGCAAGAACAGUGAAGAAGAAUGAAGGCAUUCGAGUGUAUGUGGGCAUAGAGCCUCCUCCAAAGCCCUUGCAGGUAUAUUUUGAUUACUGGAUAGAAGGAAAGUGUGAUGCAUUCUCAGACUCGCUGAUGGAGACUAUUCAGGGAGGCAUGCUUCUCAAACAGAUCAGAAAAGUAAAGGGAAUGGACGGGAUUAUCGAGUCUCUUCGGCGGCUAUCUAUUGAUCCAACAGCUGAUCAUGCCAGCCUUCCGCCCAAGAGCAAAGUGGCUGAAUAG
Nematocida minor is the source of this 981-nucleotide messenger RNA. Its product is annotated as NAD+-dependent protein deacetylase SIR2. Gene Ontology annotation, cellular component: mating-type region heterochromatin. Gene Ontology annotation, biological process: pericentric heterochromatin formation; replication-born double-strand break repair via sister chromatid exchange; negative regulation of transcription by RNA polymerase II. Bases 1 to 981 code for a protein of 326 amino acids. NCBI's taxonomy places the organism in Eukaryota, Fungi, Microsporidia. The transcript has a single exon. Gene Ontology annotation, molecular function: NAD+ binding; histone deacetylase activity, NAD-dependent. The record is from RefSeq and is a predicted model, not a curated record.